AUAUCAGCAGGUGUGUCAGCUGGGUGUGUGUCAGCCAUUGCGAAUUUUUCUUUGAGCGAAAGCAAAAAAAAGUGACGCGCAAACAAUUUGUAAAGAAAAUUCUGUGAAAAGUGCAUUUUCCUCCACUCAGAGUUCUCCUCUACGUAGUCUGACAUCCGCUCUCUGUGCUGCAAUUCGCGAAGUAUCUCUGGGUUUGGUAUUGAGGUCUGCAGAAAGGGAUUGUUGUUCUGUGAAAAUUCGGCCAUAUUGGGGAUUCGUAUUGAUUGGGGCGCUACUUGGUGCGUGCAAAGGCAAAAGAAGACUUCUUUCCACUUUGUGUGAAAAUUGACGUGAGAUAUGACUGAUCGGAAGGAUUCGCAGAUGUCCCCUCGGGAUCGUGAGCGUGAUAGGGAUCGUAGCCGGCGUCAGAGCCGCUUCUCGGAUGCAAAUUCCGGAGGCGACGCCAAUGGCCGGGACCGGAGUCGCGAACGCCGGAGUGCAUCCAAUCGCAUUUAUGUGUCCAACAUUCCGUACGAGUAUCGCUGGCAGGAUCUCAAGGACCUCUGCCGGGACAUUGUGGGGGAUGUGAAUUUCGUUGAGCUCUUCAAUGAUGAGAAUAAUAAGCCGCGUGGGUGCGGCAUUGUGGAAUUCAAGACAAACGACUGCGUGGCCAAGGCUCUAGAGAAGCUCAAUCGGUAUGAGAUUAGCGGUAGGCACUUGGUAGUCAAGGAGGACUACGGGGAUGAGCGUGAUGAGUAUGGGCGGGUUGUUCGUCCGGGUGGUGGUGGUGGCGGCGGUGGAGGAGGUGGCGGAAGCGCAAGAGGCGGCGGAGGUGGCGGUGGCGGCGGAAACGACUAUCGCCGAGAUCGUGACGAUGACAGGCCUCGUCACAGUAGCAGUCACGGCAACGAUUACGACGGGCCCUACAACACUUAUGGUUUGAGCACGUCUUUCUUGGAAGGUUUGGGAAUAUUUGGACCACUCCACACUAAAGUCUUUGUUGCCAAUUUGGACUACAAGGUUGACGCGAAGAAAUUGAAGCAGGUGUUCAAGCUCGCUGGUCGCGUUGUGAGUGUUGAUUUAUCAACAGAUAAAGAUGGUAACAGUCGUGGUUUUGCCGUUGUUGAAUACGAUCAUCCGGUUGAGGCGGUUCAGGCUAUUUCCAUGUUGGAUCGCCAAAUGUUGUAUGAUCGUAGGAUGACUGUUCGCUUGGAUCGUGUACCGGAUAAGAAUGAGGGUAUCAAAUUGCCCGAAGGUCUCAAGGGUCUUGGGAUUGGUUUGGGUCCCAAUGGGGAACCACUGCGGGAUGUUGCGAGGAAUUUGCCAAGUUCGCAGCAGCAACAGAAUCAGUCGCAACAGAAUAAUGCUCCGGUGCCCGUUGCACCGCCAAAUAAUCUCAAUGGGCCGUCGAGUCUACUGGGUCCUGUGCCCAAUAAUAGUCUCAGCGGUUUGAGUUCAAAUUUGGCAGCUCUGAGUAAUGUUGUCAACUUGAGUAAUCUAUCGGGGGCCCUGUCGAAUCCACUCCUCACAUCGGCUGCGGCCAACUUGCAAAGUGUCGCUGGUCUAGGCUUGCUGUCUGAGAACCUCGGUCAGAGUCAGUCCACCUUCAACACCAACACCUUUGCCAAUUCCAAUGCAUUCGGCAAUUCGGGCAAUGCUGGCGGUGGCUCAAAUCCCGGUGGUCGAGAUUUCGAUUUGGGCGGCUCAGGUCCCGUUCGCAAUUACAGCACACAGCCACAGGAUGAUUUCUCAAGUCGCGGUACCACCAAUAGUUUCAGCGCACAGAAUUCCAGCAGUUUGAGUAAUUUGCGGAAAUCCGAUACGAUUGUCAUCAAGAAUCUUCCACCAUCGUGCACAUGGCAAACCCUUCGUGACAAAUUCCGUGACAUUGGAGAGGUGAAAUUUGCGGAAAUUCGCGGACAGGACACAGGAGUUGUGCGCUUCUCCAAGGAACGUGACGCUGAAUUGGCCAUCAAAUUGAUGGAUGGAGCUCGCUUCGACAAUCAAUUGGUCUACGUGUCGUUCUUUUAGAUUAAUGGCGUGUCUCUUCACGCAAAAAAAGCUUAGGAUUAGUGAGAUUUUAUAGAUUAUUGUCCAUUUUACUCUUCUUCAUUUCGCGGGGAUCCUUUUUAUUGUCUCCACUCUCGUUUAACAAAUUUUGAUUGCAGCUUCCAAAAGAAAAAAUGGUAACAAAGUUCGCGUCUUCUUUGCUCCUCUCCGUCAUUUUUUUUUACCUCCACACACCCACAAGUUUUAUUAUGGAUGAUUUAGCUUUCAUUUGAUGAGAAUUUCCUUAAGGAUGGCAUAAUUCAGGCAGGAGAGAUUUUUUUCUAAAAAAACAAAACUAAUGUGCGAAUUUGCUACAAGUCUACACAGAAUAAAAAACAAAAUGUAUUGAAUGAAUUCAAUAAAUUAAUAAAAUAUAACAUAGUGCA
Messenger RNA from Lutzomyia longipalpis, 2414 nucleotides. It is a transcript of the gene rump, whose product is annotated as heterogeneous nuclear ribonucleoprotein M. Lineage: Eukaryota; Metazoa; Arthropoda; Insecta; Diptera; Psychodidae. The transcript is spliced from 5 exons. Gene Ontology annotation, molecular function: mRNA binding. Gene Ontology annotation, biological process: regulation of mRNA stability involved in response to oxidative stress. Gene Ontology annotation, cellular component: cytoplasm; post-mRNA release spliceosomal complex; nucleus. The coding region runs from base 337 to 2010 and encodes 557 amino acids. The record is from RefSeq and is a predicted model, not a curated record.